Molecule: messenger RNA, 1837 nt
Organism: Nothobranchius furzeri (turquoise killifish)
Lineage: Eukaryota; Metazoa; Chordata; Actinopteri; Cyprinodontiformes; Nothobranchiidae
Gene: hsd3b7
Product: hydroxy-delta-5-steroid dehydrogenase, 3 beta- and steroid delta-isomerase
Biological process (GO): steroid biosynthetic process
Molecular function (GO): 3-beta-hydroxy-Delta5-steroid dehydrogenase (NAD+) activity
Source: RefSeq, a predicted model, not a curated record
CUGCGCCAUCUCUCAGUAGAGACUCACCGGAGGCAGUCAGCAUGUCAGAAACCCGUGAAGGUCUCGUCUAUCUGAUCACUGGAGGAUGCGGUUUUCUCGGAAAGCAUCUGCUUAAUGUUUUGCUGAAGGAGGAGGACAAACUGGCGGAGAUUCGAGUGUUUGACAAGCACGUCGAUCCCGAUUUAAGCGGUCUCGGAACAGGGAGCACCAAGGUGGUUGUCAUUCAAGGGGACAUCACAGACUACAGCAGCGUGUUGAAGGCCACUCGUGGAGCAGACGUUGUCAUCCACUCUGCCAGCUUGGUUGAUGUGUGGCACAAAGUCCUGGAAACCGUCAUCCACUCGGUCAAUGUAACAGGGACGGAGAAUGUGAUCAGUGCGUGCGUGGAAUGUGGGGUUGAGCGCCUCGUCUACACCAGCAGCAUGGAAGUGAUUGGACCAAACAGCAACGGGGAUCACUUUAAGAGAGGCAAUGAAGACACGCCGUACCAGGUGAAACACACAAUGGCUUAUCCUAAAAGCAAGACCAAGGCAGAGAAUCUGGUCCUGGAAGCUAAUGGCACCCCAGUGAAAGGUGGAAAGUGUUUAUACACCUGCUCGCUGAGGCCAACAGGGAUCUACGGAGAAGGACACCAGCUGAUGAAGGACUUCUACAAACAGGGAGCUGAAAGGGGAGGCUUGAUUAUCGGGGGCAUCCCAAACCACAUUGAACAUGGGAGAGUAUAUGCAGGUAAUGUUGCCUGGAUGCAUGUACUUGCAGCUCGGGCUCUUAGGGACAACCCUCAGAAAGUUGGAGGUGAAGCUUUCUUCUGCUACGACGACUCGCCCUACAAAAGCUACGAGGAGUUCAAUAUGAAGCUGCUCUCUGAAUUUAAUUUCAGAAAGGUCUGCAUGCCUCUCGUGAUACUUUGGUUUCUGGCCAUGUUUAAUGACUUUCUCCGCUGGAUACUUAAGCCAGUGUACAACUACACCCCGCUGCUGAACCGGUACACCCUGGCUGUGGCCAGUACCACCUUCACUGUGAAAACGGACAAAGCUCAGAGAUAUUUCCAGUACCAACCCCUCUAUGAUUGGGAUCAGUGUCUAGAACGCACGCAGAAAUGGAUCAGCACAUUCCCUUUUGAUAACUUAAAAGGCUCCUAACGUAACCCUAACUGCAGCAACUCGUACCUGUGAACAGGUGUGCCCACACAAGCCGACUCCGAAGCAAACAAAUAACUCAUUCAAUUAGAGAUCAAACAGGAGAAAACAUUAUUUACAAAUUUUAGUCUUUGUUGCUUGCAAAGGACCAAACUGCAAUACAGAAGCUGACUGAAGGAUUUAUUUUGCUGAUCUUUUUCUGGAGUGAUUUGUUUCUCAGUCUGAUUUAACAUGAAUUCAUAUAUCCAGCUCCUACUAAUGAAUGUUUGUAAGCACAGAACUAAUGUAGUUUUCACAGGGAAAAACCACCAGUGUCGAAUCUGUCCUUAUGAGAUUUUUAGAAUGGAACGUUACGUUUGUAUAAUCUUCACUACAAGUGCUGGCUAUGAGAGCGCAGACCCAUUACCACUAGUGGAGGUUAAGCACAUUCAAUUGCCUCCAUUUAUGAAUGGUGUUCUAUAAAUAAAGCUGCCUUGUCUUGCCAUGCCUACCGCUCUGAUAACAUGAGCAGUUUGUGUCAUAACAAAUUUGUAUUUGUUCUUUAUUUUUAUCUUUUUAGCAUUCUUUUAAAUUAAUUUACUGAUGUGGUAUGUAACUGAGACUGGUAAUUAACUUAUUGUAUCUGUCUGUCAUUAAGAAUGCAAAACCCUGUUUGAAAAGAAUCGUUCUAUUUUAAUAAAAUAUAUAUUUAACUAUCA